Messenger RNA from Alosa alosa (allis shad), 2843 nucleotides. It is a transcript of the gene prmt5, whose product is annotated as protein arginine methyltransferase 5. Gene Ontology annotation, cellular component: nucleus; cytosol. NCBI's taxonomy places the organism in Eukaryota, Metazoa, Chordata, Actinopteri, Clupeiformes, Clupeidae. The transcript has 16 exons. The record is from RefSeq and is a predicted model, not a curated record. The coding region runs from base 88 to 1983 and encodes 631 amino acids. Gene Ontology annotation, biological process: regulation of DNA-templated transcription; peptidyl-arginine N-methylation.
CCUUCACUUUGAUUAGAACCAAAAUGGCCUCACGUUUGCUAUAGUCCCAGACGUCUUUACCAUCUCCACUCGCUCAUUCUCAUAACCAUGGCGUCUGGCAGUGCAAUGAGCAAGGUCUCCUGCGGGAGAGAUUUGGAUUGUAUACCUGAAGUAACGGAUACCGUAGCUGCUGUGGCAAAACUUGGAUUUGACUUCCUCUGCAUGCCCCUGUUCCAUCCAAGGUUCAAAAGGGAAUAUGAACUGGAACCUGCCAAGUCCCGAGCAGGGGCUCAAACCCGCUCAGACCUGCUGCUGUGUGCAAGAGACUGGAACACACUAAUAGUUGGAAAGUUAUCUCCAUGGAUAGAGGUAGACUCAGAGCUGGCGACCGUGCGCAGGAACUCUGAAGCAGCUAUGGUUCAGGAGCUGAAUUUCUGUGCUUAUCUGGGCCUACCAGCCUUCAUGAUUCCUAUGAGAACGCCUCACUGUGCCAACCUGGCGCGUGUGCUACUCAACCACCUCCAUACAGGACACCACUCCUCCAUGUUUUGGAUACGAGUGCCUCUGAUGGAUACAGAGGAUGUCCGUGAUGACCUCAUCGAGAAUGAGCCAUCCAAAAACAUGGAUGAUGGCAGCAAUGACGAGAAAACCUGGGGCUGGUGGCAUUCCUUCAGAACACUCUGUGACUAUAACAAGCGGAUCUGCUUAGCUAUUGAGAUUGGUGCUGACGUGCCCUCUGAUACGGUUGUUGACAAGUGGCUUGGUGAACCAAUCAAAGCAGCCAUUCUACCAACCAGCAUCUUCCUGACCAACAAAAAAGGGUUUCCUGUCCUCUCAAAGGCUCACCAGCGAAUCAUCUGCCGACUCUUCAGGCUGGAGGCUCAGUUCAUCUUCAAUGGGACAAGUCGGCACAGCGAGAAAGACUUCCGCUCAUAUUUGCAGUACCUGGAGUACCUCAACCAGAACCGCCCGGGACCCAACGCUUACGAUAUGUAUGCUAAGGGAUAUGAAGAUUACCUGCAGUCCCCACUACAGCCUCUAAUGGACAACUUGGAGGCACAGACGUACGAGGUGUUCGAGAAAGAUCCCAUUAAAUACUCACAAUACCAACAGGCAGUGUAUAAGUGCUUGUUAGACAGAGUACCAGAAGACCAGAAGGAUACUAAUGUCCAGGUGCUGAUGGUGCUUGGGGCGGGCCGUGGACCUUUAGUAAACGCCUCGUUACGCGCAGCCAAGCAGGCCGACAGGAAGCUGCGUGUGUAUGCCGUGGAGAAAAACCCCAAUGCUGUCGUCACGCUGGAGAACUGGCGCUUUGAGGAGUGGGGCGACCAGGUGACCGUUGUGUCGUGUGACAUGCGGGAGUGGGCAGCUCCGGAGAAAGCGGACAUCAUCGUCAGCGAGCUGCUUGGAUCCUUCGGGGACAACGAACUGUCCCCUGAGUGCCUUGAUGGAGCACAGCACUUUCUCAAAGAUGAUGGGGUGAGUAUUCCAAGCUCGUACACCUCCUUCCUGGCUCCUCUGUCCUCAUCGAAGUUAUAUAAUGAAGUGAGGGGCUCACGGGAGCGGGACAAGGACCCAGAGUGCCACUUUGAGACGCCCUACGUCGUCAGACUGCACAACUUCCACCAGCUGGCUGACCCCCAGCCGUGCUUUACGUUCACACACCCGACUACAGACAUGAACAAUAAUAGGUACCAGUGCCUACGCUUCGCAGUGGGAUGUAACUCGGUGCUCCAUGGGUUCGCUGGCUAUUUUGAGACCACGUUAUAUAAAGACGUCAUGCUGAGUAUACGACCAGAGACUCAUUCCCCAGGAAUGUUCUCCUGGUUCCCCAUUCUUUUCCCACUCAAACAGCCAAUUUCAGUGGCAGGUGGCGAUCAUGUUUGCGUGAGAUUCUGGAGAUGCAAUAAUGGGAAGAAGGUAUGGUACGAGUGGGCAGUCACCGAGCCAACAUGUUCUGCCAUCCACAACCCCGCUGGGCGCUCUUAUACCAUAGGCUUGUGAAGACGGAGGAUGCACACUUAAACAUAUCAGACCAACACACACACAAAUACACACACACACAAAUACAGUACACACACACACAAAUACAGUACACACACACACACACACACACACAUACGUAAACAUGUUGUAAAUUAGUUCUGUGUGAAAAUGAGUCUCCCCUCCUGCUGUUCAGGCCCUACCUUCAGAGCAAUGGUGGGCAUUAUGAGUUUUCAGCUACCACUGAGAAUUCCUGUAAAUCCAAGGAUUGUUUCUGUUUAUUUGUUUGUUUGUUUGUUUUUAUUCAAAUGAAGGUCAUAGGUAAUUAUGAAAACUGGAUUUAGUUUGUCGGCACCAGAGAACAAAAAGUAGUAGAGAAGCAAGAGUGGCUUGACUUUUUUUUUUUUUUUUUUCUUCUUUCUGCUGUUCCGGUUUGUUUUUGAAGUACAACCAAAUCUGUAAGUUAGCUAUUAAUGACACACCGUAAAACUUCGAAUGUCACAUUCAAGUGUCACAAGAGCCAUAUUUUCUAAGGCGAUUUCUGUUUUGUGUUGUGUUCUGUACGAGUCAGCCACAUCCUUGGUGCUACAGGUUAGAGGGAGAUCUCAGAAACACAAGCCAGCUGAACCGACAGCCUUACCAGGCAUGCAUUCCACACUGAGAUGCCAUGCAAGUAUGUCAGUGCCACACUGUAGACACACAGCAACUCCCACAGAGAUUGAGCUUCCUGUGUCAGAAGAGGUCAGUUGAUGAUGGAGAAUCAGAAAACGACUGUCUGUUUCCCUUUUCUUCCCUUUUGUAUUUUGUGUUUACCACAAAACCACAAUUUCAACUAAAACCAGGAAAAAAUAUAUAAUAAAAUAACCCACGUUGAAAUUGGA